CACCAAUUCUGCGAACAUGUUCAUUACGUUUGACGUCCGCCAGCCUCACUCACGUCAACACCACGAAUCAUCUCACCACGACCAUUGAGCAAUCGAGAGCACUGGCAACCACCCGUAAUCUUCUCGUACUACACAAAAACCGCAGAAAUGGAGAACGGAAGCAUCAGCCAGGGCGAGGGCAAGGACCCUUCCAGCUUCCUCAGCGACAUCAUCGGCAACCCCGUCACCGUGAAGCUCAACUCGGGCGUCGUCUACAAGGGUGAGCUGCAGUCCGUCGAUGGAUAUAUGAACAUAGCACUGGAGAAGACGGAGGAGUACGUCAACGGCGCCAAGAGGCGGUCGUACGGCGACGCAUUCGUGAGAGGAAACAACGUCAUGUACAUCUCUGCAGACUCCUAGGGAACGGCGGAUGAAAACAUGUCAACCAUGGAUCGAGAAGGGGCCGCGGGCUCGGGCUCGGGCUCGGGCUCGGGCUCGGGCACGGGGCAGAGACGUUGUUGAACUUGUUUCUCAUCAAGAAGCAAUUCAUCGCAGAGAGGAUCUAUGAAAUCAACCCAAAACAAAUAUAUACCCUCAAUUCCACAACCAC
Molecule: messenger RNA, 589 nt
Organism: Colletotrichum destructivum
Lineage: Eukaryota; Fungi; Ascomycota; Sordariomycetes; Glomerellales; Glomerellaceae
Product: Putative sm-like protein Lsm6/SmF
Exons: 3
Coding region: 148-399 (83 amino acids)
Biological process (GO): mRNA splicing, via spliceosome; maturation of SSU-rRNA
Cellular component (GO): U4/U6 x U5 tri-snRNP complex; P-body; U6 snRNP
Molecular function (GO): RNA binding
Source: RefSeq, a predicted model, not a curated record